This is a messenger RNA of Juglans regia (Persian walnut), 1752 nucleotides long. RefSeq names its product probable aspartyl aminopeptidase. Gene Ontology annotation, biological process: proteolysis. Gene Ontology annotation, molecular function: aminopeptidase activity; zinc ion binding. The transcript is spliced from 11 exons. Lineage: Eukaryota; Viridiplantae; Streptophyta; Magnoliopsida; Fagales; Juglandaceae. The record is from RefSeq and is a predicted model, not a curated record. The coding region runs from base 85 to 1587 and encodes 500 amino acids.
UGCUCAUCAUCAUAUAUAUUUCCAUCGAUCGAUCACACUAACUAGGUAACCAGGCCAUCUAGCGCACUUGAUCAUCAAACGAUCAUGGGACAGGUCCUCAAAGGCAUAGCUGUGGCAAUAGGACAAAGCCUAGCACACGGCGUAGUCGUCCCUGGUCUCAUCGAAUUCUUGAAUGCUUCGCCAACUGCUUUCCAUGCCGUUGAUGAGGCAAAGAAACGGUUGGUAGCUGCGGGGUAUGAGCAAGUCUUGGAAAGAGAGGAUUGGAUAUUGGAAGUCGGGAAGAAAUACUUCUUCACCCGGAAUUACUCCUCGAUCAUCGCUUUCGCAAUCGGUAAAAAAUAUGUCGCUGGAAAUGGAUUUCAUAUCAUUGGUGCUCAUACCGACAGUCCUUGUCUGAAACUGAAGCCGGUUUCCAAGGUAACCAAAGGUGGGUAUUUGGAGGUUGGUGUCCAAACGUAUGGGGGUGGUUUGUGGCGUACUUGGUUUGAUCGUGACUUAACGGUUGCCGGAAGAGUGAUAAUCAGAGAAGCAAAAAAUGGUUCUGGUUCUGUUUCGUACUCGCAUCGUCUUGUUAGAAUUAAGGAGCCCAUCAUGCAGAUCCCGACCCUGGCGAUUCACUUGGACAGGGGCUUUAAUGAUGAAUUUAUGCUCAACACAGAGAAUCAUCUUCUUCCUGUCUUGGCAACAUCAAUUGAGGCAGAGCUCAAUAAAAAUGGUGCUGCAGAUGGUUCAGGCAAUAGUAGUGGUCAGACUAAUGGAAAAAAUGGUAAUGAAAGAACUACCACUAAUAGCUCAAAGCAUCACUCGCUCCUAUUACAGCUGCUUGCAAAUCAGAUUGGCUGUGAACCUGAUGAUAUAUGUGAUUUUGAGUUGCAAGCAUGUGACACCCAACCGAGUAUUAUAGCAGGUGCCAGAAAGGAAUUCAUCUUCUCAGGGCGGCUUGAUAAUCUCUGCAUGUCAUUUUGCUCCCUAAUGGCACUGAUAGCUUCAUCUUCUGAAAGUUCUCUUGAGGAUGAGACUAGUGUUAGAAUGGUGGCCUUGUUUGAUCAUGAGGAGGUUAGGUCUAACUCAGCCCAAGGAGCUGGGUCUCCUCUCCUGAUAAAUGCCAUGUCACGCAUUACAAAUUCCUUUGACCCGGCUUCUAAGUUGCUUGAGAAAGCGAUCCAGAGGAGUUUCCUUGUGUCUGCUGACAUGGCGCAUGCAUUACACCCUAAUUAUAUGGACAGACAUGAAGAUAAUCAUAAACCCAAGUUGCAUGGAGGGCUUGUCAUUGAACACAACGCAAAUCAACACUUUGCCACCAACGCAGUCACUUCCUUCAUAUUCAAAGAGAUUGCUAGAAAGAAUAUGCUUCCUAUCCAGGAAUUUGUGUUCCGCAAUGACAUGGCAUGUGGUUCGACCAUUGGUCCUAUACUUGCGAGUGGUGUGGGGAUUCGUACAGUUGAUGUAGGCGCACCUCAGCUAUCAAUGCAUAGUAUACGAGAGAUGUGUGCUGUAGAUGAUGUGGUUUAUUCAUAUAGGCAUUUCAUAGCCUACUUCCAAGAAUUCUCCCGUCUCGACGCAAAUCUAACCGUUGACGGAGGCUGAGGAGAGGAAAAUCCCUUUGACCCCUUAAAAAGAUUAUGGAAGUGUCCAAGAAGUUCGAACUUUAAUUGCAGUAUAUAUGUAUAAUAAAUACCAAAUCCAUCAUGAGGUUUGGCUCUUAACAGUCUUUGAGAUGAAAGAAUUUGGACAUGAAAAGAAAAAUAAAUG